AUGGAGGACACAAGAACACACUCCAUAUCGGCAAACACUCCCACUCCUACUCCUUCAAACAAACAGCAACAACAAGUGCAACAGCAGGUCCAAGCUACGGAAAAUACUACUACUGCUGCUGCAACUACCGCCACUGGUGCAGCAACCACAGCAAUGAUCACGAACGAGUCCUCGGCGUCCACUUCGGACUCAGACGCGGCUUCACCUGAUCCAUCCUCUCAUCAUCAUAAUACUGUAUGUGAAUACACGGAAAUGGCGCAACAGAGAAAUAUAACCCCGUCUCCAUAUCCAAACCAACAACAACAACAACAAAAUAAUAAUAAUCCCAUCUUUAAACAAUUCGAUUCCAAAACGGGACAAUUCUUAAGCACAACAAUCAUCUCAUCAAACAAUAAUAUUCCUUUCAAACCUUCCUCUUCUUUCAAAUCAAGAUCUCAUUCAGUACCUAUAAUAGUACAUUCAUCUCUAAGAAGACUCACAAAUCAUAACCAAAUCUAUAGAACUCAAAACAUUAUUAAUUAUUCAAACCUAAACAACUUCCCCAAUACAAACAACACCACAACCAGCCAAACAAACUUAUCAUGCGGUGUAAUGAAGAAAAAAUCUCCCCCUUCCAAAAAUCAUAUUCAACAACAACAACAACAACAACAAUUACAAAAUUCUUCAUCUUUGAGAAAUGCAAUAUAUCUCUCACAAAGAAAAUUAAACAACAACAGCAUGAUACAGAGAAAUAUUCAUAACAAUACAAACAUGGACGAAAUUUCACUGCAGGAUAGAAUAUCAUACAUUCAAUCCACUUCACUACCCAUACCUUUACCACCAAUAAAUCUUCAAUGUCUCAAAGAAAUCGAUCUACAAGAAAUUGUUAAAAAUCCACAACUAAGACAUGACAUCAUUUUUGAUCCUUUAUUACAAUUCAGACCAAAUUUAGAUGGUGACAGGGGUAUCAAGAAGAAAUUAAUCGCUGAUAAAUACUGGAAUGAUGUGGAAAAUGAAAUUUUCGUGUAUUUGAAAAGACCGGAUAUCUUCCAAUAUGAUCAUUCCAGAUUGGGUCCCCUAUUCGAUACCUUGAGAGAAGUAUUAUUAACUAUUGUCCCAGAAAAGGAAACUUCUUUAAUCACAGGGGUAUUGGAUACAGAAUUAAAUAUUCAAGAAUUGAUUAAAGGUUCAUUAAUAAUGUCAAAUUUAUCCGAUUGGCUAGCUCAAUUAUUCAAACAUCAUUGUGCUCCAAUGAGAGAUCCAUGGGUAGAUAAAAUGAGUAAUAAAUUCAAAGAAGCUGAUAGAGAAAAUUCAUUAACAAAAUUAAUUGAAGGUUUAAAAAUUAUUUUCCAAAUCUUGGAAGCCAUGAAAUUAGAUAUUGCUAAUCAUCAAAUUAGAUUAUUAAGACCUGCACUCCUGAGUAAUGCAGUGGAAUUUGAAAAACAAUAUUUUAACUCACUAAUGACUUCCAAAAAGGUUAAUUUAAACCCAUCUUUAAACUGGUUCGUAUCCAAAUAUAAAGAACGACCGGAAACAACAAUCACAGUACCACACAUUUACAAGACUUGUAUAAGAAGUAUAUUAAGUCUCCUGUCAUGCAGGAAAAUGGUUAAAGAAUACCCGACUUCCCUAUCAUUCGAUCACACGAGACUCAUCCUCCUCAGAGCAGAUAUUAGACAAUUAGUUUGUCUCCUGGUGUGUCGAUUACUCUUCCAACAAUUAAUAGCUAACGAUCAAACAAUCGAUAAACAAACAAAGGAUUACAUAAACACAUCAUACUCUAAUCAACGACUAAAAUCAGAAAUAAUAAGCAUAAUAACGGACGAACAUGGUAAUUGUAGAUGGACGAAAAACACACUCUCAUUAGCCAUCCAUCUGUGUAAAGUGAUCAACGAUCUCAAAUUGACAAGGAAAAACAUGGACCCGACAACACAACAACAUGGGUUCCCCACAGAAUUGGAUAAUUCAAAGAUCGCUUUCGCUAAAUCUUGGCUAUCAAAGCAAACACAACCAUUGAGUGAAGUGUACGGAGUAUUGGAAAAUAGAGUCUUGAAAUCUUUGGAAGAUAGCAUCUUUACAAACUCAAAUUGUACCGUCGAUGGAAGAGUGAAACAGGAUUUCGUAUAUUUGUACAACAACGCUUCGUCCUCCUCAUCAAACGAUACUGUCUCGGCAAGUUCUAACGUGAGAGGUGUAGGCGGGGAUUCCAGUGCAAAUUUAUCCACUUUGAUAAACAUGGAACAAAAGAGAAAUAUUCAAACAAGUAAACAGCAGACACAGGGGAGCAGCAGCAACAGUGCUGCUGGCGGAGUAUUUGCAUUCCAGGAGACAGAAGAAUACGAAAAUAUUUAUCGUCAUCUUUACACUGUCAUUAAUUUACAUUGGUCUGUUUUUGGAUCGCAUUAUGUGGAUGCCACGAGGAACAGUCUCAAGUAA
This is a messenger RNA of Naumovozyma castellii, 2415 nucleotides long. RefSeq names its product TCP11 family protein. The transcript has a single exon. Bases 1 to 2415 code for a protein of 804 amino acids. Lineage: Eukaryota; Fungi; Ascomycota; Saccharomycetes; Saccharomycetales; Saccharomycetaceae. The record is from RefSeq and is a predicted model, not a curated record.